Drosophila rhopaloa is the source of this 1551-nucleotide messenger RNA. RefSeq names its product sodium channel protein Nach (gene Nach). The record is from RefSeq and is a predicted model, not a curated record. Gene Ontology annotation, biological process: sodium ion transmembrane transport. The coding region runs from base 1 to 1551 and encodes 516 amino acids. Gene Ontology annotation, cellular component: membrane. NCBI's taxonomy places the organism in Eukaryota, Metazoa, Arthropoda, Insecta, Diptera, Drosophilidae. The transcript is spliced from 6 exons. Gene Ontology annotation, molecular function: ligand-gated sodium channel activity.
AUGGGUCACGAGGAGGAGCUGAGUUCGGACCAGGUGGAUCUGAAAGUAUCUCCUUUGGUGGGGUCCCUUCGACGGACUUGGAGUGACUUCUGCGCCACCAGCAGUAUCCACGGAUUGAGAUAUACCCGCGAUGAGGACACCAACCGAAUAGUGCACCUUGUGUGGCUGUUGAUUUCCUUGGUGAUGUUUAUUUGCGCUGUGGCUAUGGCGCACACCUUCUACAUGGACUACCGCAGCAGUCCCACCAGAAUGAAUGUGCAAAGUGAUCACACGCCGGUUACUAACCUCUAUUUCCCACCAGUCACCAUCUGCCCCGAUGUCCUCUUCAACAUGCAGAAGUCCAAGGCUUUUCUAAACACCAUACAACUCCCAAAAGGAACUGAGUUAAGUGGCAUUCUCCGGAAUCUACACAUUUUCUACGGUUUUAUGCUGGACGAUGAACGUUACACUGCCCAAGAUAUUGAACAAAUGGAGACGCUGCUCUCCAUCAACAAUCUGACCCUUCAACAAUUUGUGGAGCACCUUCGUUGGGAUUGUGAUGAAAUCCUUCAUCGCUGUCGAUUCAAUGGCGACAUAUUGGAUUGUUCGAAGAUUUUUCAGCUCUCCAAGACUUUCUUCGGUCACUGUUGUUCAUUUAAUUUGCGACAGAAGGGUCUGAACUUUACAGCCCAACGAGCCAUUGGGGGUCUUAAAUACGGCCUUUCGGUUAUUGUUAGGUAUAAAGACGACAGCUACGAUCCAGUGCAAUCGUAUUCCUAUGGCGUAAAGCUGCUAAUCCAGGAAGUAGAUGCCUUUCCCAGUGCCCAUGCUGCUGCAAAGUUCGUGGCCUUCAACACGGAGACUUUUGCCGCCCUCAGACCCCAAGAAACCUUCUGUUCGGCGGCUGUCAAGGCUCUUACGAUUGAGGAGAGGAAUUGCAUUUUCCAGAAGGAGUUUCCCCUGAGGUACUUUUCCGACUAUGUUUACCCCAACUGCGAGCUGAAUUGUAGGGUCACGAAUAUGGUUAAGUUUUGUGGCUGCCACACGUACUUCUUUGACUUCAAUCGGACCGAAGAUAGGAUUUGUACCUUCAGGGAUAUACCCUGUCUGGUGGAUAAUUUUGCUAAUAUAAUAACCAGGAAAAAGAGCACGCAGUGCUAUUGUCCCCUUACCUGUGAACACUUUGAUUACGAUGUCCAGGUAUCCAACUUUCCCCUAGAACUCAACAUGCCAGUGCCAGAUAAGUUCUACUCUGGUUUAGCCAAAAACGACGGAGUAUUGCAUAUAUUUAUCAACUCCUUCAGCUAUCGUCGCCUACGUCGUGACUUGCUUUCCAAUAUGGUUACUUUGGUUUCUAACCUAGGCAGCGCCUUCAGUCUUUUUGUAGGAAUGAGUAUGCUCUCCGUGGUGGAGAUUAUCUACUACUUUUCAGUCAUCCUUCGCAAGAACUAUAAAAUAGAAUGCGAAACACGCAACAAGAUGCUUCAUAAGAGACCAAAGUUCGCAAGGCCCAAAGUAAAUGACUCCCACAGUAAACACCAGAAAUCAGUUUUCAUAAUUCACAAAUCGUAA